Molecule: messenger RNA, 369 nt
Organism: Knipowitschia caucasica
Lineage: Eukaryota; Metazoa; Chordata; Actinopteri; Gobiiformes; Gobiidae
Source: the annotation of a GenBank genome assembly
AUGACGUGGAGCAGGAGGUCGAUCCAGAUCCACAAACCUCACUUCCUGGCUCUGCACUGUCAGGAAGUGGGAGGAAAGAAGUGUGGGAUGGCCAACGUGGACAGUUUUGUGACGGAGCUGCUGUCCAGUGAGGCCCUGAAGGAGUUCAGCGCAGCACGCGUCUACCUCGACAAGAACUACAUGUCCCAGGAACACUUUACUGUGAGUACUCUGCUCAAAUACUCCAGUACUCUCUGCUCACUACUGAAGACGGAAGACGGAUGGACGGAUGGGGAGGAUAACGUGUCAAUCAAUGUGUGUAGAGUGGACAUGAUGUGGAGACGCUUCACUCACGGCCACGGCUUUAACCAGGGGUGUCCAAACUUUUGA